UUUACAGGCUACAGUGUGUGCUACAUUUCACUUCUCGAAUAGUCAUCAAAUGACUUCAUGCGAUAAAAGAAGAAAUCGGAGCACGAGCAGGUCCAAAAUCCGAUGAGAAUCGAAGUGUGCUCAAAGAAGAGUUGUACAAAAUCAACGCGAAAGAAAACAAAAUUCACAUCAAACUGUUGUCGGAAACAAUUUCACAAUCGGCGUUACCGACAAAGUCCUCAUGAAAGAGCAGACUUAGCUUGGAUGGGAAAGCUAGAUUGUACGUGGCACAAAGCCUCGUCGAGUAACAAAGCGGUAGAAAGUCCAAACACUUUACGUUCGCCAGACGACCAAGUGCUGUUCUUCUCCUCAAAAACGUUGCCAAAAUUGCUUGCUGUAGGUCGCGACAGACCUGCAGUAGAUGGGCAUUCGUGAUCAUUAGCAGAAGUAUCUACUGUUCUCUCUGUUGGAGAAUUGGAUGAUACGACUUGUUCAUCGAAGUCUGAUGGUAGCCAUUUUCCAGACGGCCAUUUCUGCAACCCGAGCUGCCGGCAAGCAGUUUUCAGUGCCGUCAAAGAAAUGCCCAGAUAUCCAGCAGCAUCUCCUUGCCUCAAAUGAAAUAAAGAGAUGAUGUCUUGACGUGUUAGUGUAACAGCAGUCCGCUUCAGAGGAUGUACUGACUUUCCAUGCUUUCGCCUUGGUACGAUCCGUGCAACCUUUUCUGAAUUAUUCAAAGGCUCCACCUUCUUGAUGUCGUCAUGCCUCGAUGAGCAAAGUGUAGUAUCUUCCAUCGAACAAGUAUUCAAUGAUUUCGAGAGCUAUCAGAAAUGGCUGGAGUUCUCUGCAAAACAAUCAAAGCUUCUUGAGAAAGUUCUUGGAAACGGUACGGAGAGGAAGGUAACAGCUGAUGAGAAGGGAAAGUGACGGUCAGAAGGAAGUAUGUUGCGGGGUAUGGGCUAAUCACAGUGCGAGGAACAAGUGGGAAGGAAAC
Guillardia theta CCMP2712 is the source of this 970-nucleotide messenger RNA. RefSeq lists its product as hypothetical. Bases 730 to 903 code for a protein of 57 amino acids. The transcript has 2 exons. The record is from RefSeq and is a predicted model, not a curated record. Lineage: Eukaryota; Cryptophyceae; Pyrenomonadales; Geminigeraceae.